This is a messenger RNA of Strongylocentrotus purpuratus (purple sea urchin), 9331 nucleotides long. Its product is annotated as mitogen-activated protein kinase-binding protein 1. Bases 420 to 6587 code for a protein of 2055 amino acids. Gene Ontology annotation, molecular function: protein binding. Lineage: Eukaryota; Metazoa; Echinodermata; Echinoidea; Camarodonta; Strongylocentrotidae. The transcript is spliced from 35 exons. The record is from RefSeq and is a predicted model, not a curated record.
GCAGUCGUCGUCGUUCCAGCGGAAUAUCUCAAGUUGUGUCGUAAAAUUUGGCGAAGAUACUUUGAAAAACGUAAAAGACAGAAUACUCUCUAAUUGAAGGAGAGCAAUAGGAAUAUAUUGAAUAUACCCGAUAUCACAGGACGAGUAGUUUUUUGCGAAAAUGUGUGACCGUCGGAUUACAGGAGCAGGAGAUCGAGAAUAACCCCUUUCGUGCAUAUUCACGGACGGGUGCCCAUCGGCCAGGAUCCCCUUUGAAUGGGCGCUGACUGGCCAGGGCCGGGUACGUUUGUGUAGGCUAGGUCUCCGACAAAUAUUUGGACCAUCAUCAUUUAUACUAUUUUAUUGAAGGAGUGGCAUUGACAUUUGGCAAUGACUUAGAACACUUUUGACUCGGAUUUUUAAUCUAAAUAAAUAUCAAGAUGAGUAAUCAACGGCCAUCUUCGCUAGCGAUCGGAGAAAGGAAAAAUCGCGUUGUCGUUCGUGGAACAGGACCAGGAAAAAGAAAACACAAAGCAUUGAGUCAAAAAGUAACCUUGGAAAGAGUACUUGGAAUAACUGUAAAGGACAAUUGUACUUUGACCUGUGACCCAAACACAGGUCAUGUGGCAUACGUUGCUGGCUGUGUGAUCGUGGUCUUCAAUCCAAGAAGAAAUAAACAGUUCCAUAUCUUCAACCAGUCAAGGAAAACCCUAACGGCACUUGCGUUUUCUGGAGACGGUCGGUACUUGGUUUCGGGAGAGUGUGGUCACAAUCCAGCAGUGCGGAUCUGGGAUGUCCAAGACAAGACACAGGUUGCUGAAUUUCAUGGACACAAGUAUGGCAUUCCUUGUGUGCGUUUUACACCGGAUAUGCAGUAUGUGGUAUCGAUCGGAGAGCAACACGACAUGGUUGUCAACGUGUGGGACUGGAAGAAGAACAUCAAGCACUCGUCUGGAAAGAUUGCAGCCCAGGUGACAGGGUUGGCAUUCUCAGAAGAUGGGAGCUUCUUUGUCGCCGUGGGCAACCGAUGCGUCAAGUUCUACUACCUCAUGGGAAAGAGUAGGACGAGACAAAUCCAAGCAUUACCAGGAAGAUCUGGCAUCCUUGGUGAGCAGAGGAACAACUUCUUUGUCAGCGUGGCCUGCGGGAAGGGAGAGAACCGAGACAAGGUGUAUGCCAUCACGCGCUCAGGGUUUCUCUGUGAACUCAAUAACAAGAGGCUCCUCGAUAAGUGGGUCGAAUUAAGAACAACCGGUGCUCAUUCCAUAACCGCCGAUGAGGAGUUUAUCUUUGUUGCCUGUGAUGGAGGAAUCAUCCGUCUGUUCUGCGCCUCCACCCUUCACUUCAUCGCUACCCUACCCAAACCUCACUAUCUAGGUGUCAACGUCAGUGCUGGAAUUGAUGCAAGCCACAUGUCUGCACAUCGAGACAAUGCCCAGUAUCCAGACGCCAUUGCUCUCAUGUUUGAUAGCGAAAACAAAAAGCUGACGUGCGUGUACAACGACCACAGUCUCUACAUCUGGGACAUCCACGACGUGAAGAAGAUCGGCAAGCAGUACUCCUUCCUCUACCACUCGGCCUGCAUCUUUGGGGUGGAGACGUACCCGGAGCUGGCCGACGGGAACAGGGCCGCCCUCCCCGCCGGCUCCUUCUUCACCUGCUCCUCCGACGGGUCCAUCCGGAUCUGGAACAUGGAUCCCACCAUGAACACCACCGUCCAUAAACGCAAUAUCUACAGCCAUGAAUUAUUGAAGGUGCUCUACGUUGGUGAAGAUUACAUUGAGAGUCUACAGGAUAGGGAUAUCCACACCUCGGCACAAGGGGACAAGACAGACAUAGAGAAGGGCAAGUCUGGUAUCAGAUGUAUGAGGGUCAGUCCUGACGGUCAGUCGCUAGCAUCAGGUGACAGAUCUGGUAAUGUGAGAGUCCAUGACUUACAGUUCUGGGAUCAGGUCCAUGAGAUAGAGGCGCAUGACUCUGAGGUUCUGUGUCUAGAAUACACACAACCCAGCACUGGUAUUAAUCUUCUAGCCUCUGCAAGCAGAGACAGACUGAUCCACGUGUUUGACAUGGACAAGAACUGUUCUCUGGUCCAGACCUUGGAUGACCAUUCCUCUUCCAUUACAUCGGUCAAGUUCAACAGAAACGGAGAGCAGCUACAGAUGAUCAGCUGUGGGGCAGACAAGGCCCUCAUGUUCAGGAUAGCGGUGUACAACCCUGAUCUCCAGUUUGUGCGCAACCACCAUGUGGUCAACAAGACAACGCUCUACGACCUGGCCAUCGACACCACACAGAAGUACAUCACCACGGCAUGCCAAGAUAGGAAUCUCAGGAUAUACAACAUAGUGAGUGGUAAACUGAAGAGGACCUACAAGGGUACCCAGAGUGAUGAGGGUACCCUGAUCAGGGUGGAGCUGGACCCGUCUGGGAUUUACGCAGCCACCAGCUGUUCGGACAAGACUCUCAAUAUCUAUGACUUCUACUCAGGGGAGUGUGUAGCGACCAUGAUGGGCCAUUCAGAAUUGGUAACGGGAAUCAAAUUCACCAGUGAUUGCAAGCAGCUGAUUUCAGUUUCUGGAGAUGGAUGUAUUUUCAUUUGGAAGCUUCCAUGGGAGCUCACUCAUAACAUGAAGGAGAGACUGAAAGAGAUGGGAGAGAAAAUUGUUGAACCAACACCAGAAUACAACAUGUUGAGAAGAGGAACCUACGUCGUUCCCCCUGAGCUUCCCCCAGAACCCAAGGCCCAGGUGAUCAGCGCGUGGCAGACCAAGCCGGCCGUAGCAGCUGAAUUCCAGCCAGCCAUGCAGUCCGGACCGGACACAGAAGACGAGACCGAGGAUAGAGAACCGGAUGAAGAUUCCAUGCCUGAAGAAUGUAACUUUGAAUCAGGUCCUCUACCACUCUGGGCGCGGAAGCAAGGCAAAAAAGGUGAUGAAAUACCAGAGGUGUCCAGCCCUACCAAGUACAGCAGCCCUACCCAUCCCAGAGGGAGGUGGGCCCAGAACAUCAACAGCGGGGGUAUAAAGGUCAAGUCACAGAUGGAAGAUCAAAGCAUCAAUCAAAGCAUCGAACUUAGAAUGGAAGAUUGCCUUGAUCGACGGCGCUACACAGUGGAGCCCGAUGUCCUUUUAGAGCAAAAUAUAUUGCUGAAAAAGCUGCUCCAAGCUAAAAUGGGUCCUUUCGCUGGUAUGGAUUCUGAGGAAAUUGCCAAGAUUUGUGGAGAGGACUUUGUUCCCGCCACACAGAAGUUUGGACUGCUUUCACAGGAGGAGUUUGAGGAAUCUGAGAAGAUGGAUGGCUUUGUGACAACCUCAAGAGGGAGCGAUCCGAGGGGAAGCGACCCUUUUGGUCCUCCAGCGUCCCUCCGAGCUUCCGCCUCUGACACCCCCGAUGGAGCUAAUGGAACAGGCCAUCCCAAUGCAGCUGAGAAUGGGGAUGGUACCAAAGUGGAUGACAUUGAGGGGGAUGAUGAAGAGGAGGAAGAGGAGGAGGAGGAAGAGGAAGAGAAGGAGGAUGAUGCCCCGGCUAAGGAGAUGAUCUUCUACCCACCAGAAGAGGAGGAGUCUUCAUCUCCAGAAAGUCUCAAGUUCCAAGUAACAGAAUCCACCAAGAGCCACGAGGAGCUCGCCAAGCGUCACAGCAGACAUAAAUCUAAAGAGGGAUGCAAGGAGAACCUGCCAAGUAUUCCAACUCCUAAUGUAGACUCAGGGGUGUCUGUGACUUCCAGUACUGAUGGGAACGAGGAAGAUGAUGGAGACGAGAGUGAUGAUGAAGAUGAAGAAGAAGAAGAGGAGGAGGAGGCGGGGAGUGUCACGCCCAAGGCAUCCCCAAGGCGCAGCAAGCUUAAUACUCCCGUCGAACCUCCGUCUCCUGCCGCCACGCCCGACGAGGAAAAAUUCCUACAUACAAAUUUCAGUUUUGCCGAGGAGAAGGAGAAGAGUAUAGGGGAUUUCAUGGAGCAGGAGAAUUUUGGCAAAUGCCUGGAGCAGCUCCAGUCGAAAUUCUCCUGGGACGAGCUCAGCUCCGGGCGGCUCAGUAUCUCGUCCCGCUUCCUCUCCAGGUCGCAACACUCCAUCACCAGGGUGGCACCACCGACGUCCAAGAAUACAACACCCACGGCAUCAGGAAUAAGUCCAGAAGAGUAUCUAAGAAGACGCAAGGAGGAAGUAGCCAAGGCGGUGGAAGACACUAGGAAGAGAUUAACAUCACUUGGAUGGAACAUGGGAGAUAAAAAGACUGCCAACACCGCAUCCACCGCGACUUCUGCUCCUGCUGGUGUGAAAAUGAAACCCGCCAUUCCUCCCCGCCAAAAUAAACCUGCGCCACGAAAGAUGCCCCCAUUGCCAUCAGAACUUCCUUCCACGAAAGACAAUAGUACGGCCCCUGCUCCGGUCCAGGCUGAUUCAGUACUAAGCAGUGUUGACAAGAAAGACAAUGCCUCCAUUGAGAGUGCCUCUGUGAAUGGUCACGCAACCUCUGAGGAUGUUGGUGUGAGAGGAGAGACAGAGAACAUUCCUAGAGAUGGCGCUCUUGAUAAGAACCGACAUGCCAGCAAAGAGAGCUCGCACGAAUCUAGCCCCGAGACGUCGGGCAAGGCUAAAGACCUAGAGCCUCAGGAGAGAUCCUCAGACUCGCUCCAGAAUGUUAAGAACAGUGCUCUAGAUGAAGUCCUUGAUGGAGUCCUCAAAGACACCAAGUCUCCGAAGCACCUGAUCAGCCAGACGUCGGUGUCUUCUUCAGAGGACACCAACAGCUGUGAAUUUGAGGCGGAAGUAGACUCCAACAAGGAGAAUGUGAGCAGUGUGGCCUUGCUGAAUAAGAAGAAGAUGGGGGAGGAGGAGAGCGUUGCCGUGCCUGCCACCAAGUCGAUGAGCGGAGGGGAUAGGUCAAAGGUCGCUGGCAAGAAGACCAAUAUGAGGAGGGUAGCAUCCUUGACGGACCUCAGGAAAGAUAACUUGGACAAGAAUGAGACUUCCCCUACCCUGACUCCACCAACUCAGUCAUCACAUGCCAGAAGCUCCAGCUCAGAGAGAAAGAAACAGCAAUCGUCCCCCAGCGAUAGUCCAGCUAGGCAAAAGAGGCGGGAGAGAGCGGAUAGGAUGCUGCCCCUGCUCCCGACACCAAAGACACGGUCCUACGAGGGACGAACCACAAGCUCCAUGGCCAAGGUGGUGAGGAGAAUGGGCGAGUCACCGCCCCCUUCACCGGACACGAGGCGGAAGAAGAUGAGCCUUGGUGGUGCCACUACCUUGUCCAAGAGUGGUCCUCUGAAGGCAACGGAUCCAUCCCUGAUAAGCGAUACCAAAUCGGACUUUGACUUUGAUCUGAACAGCGAGGCAUCCUUUGAGAGCUCAAAGGCCAGUGAGGAUGGUUCCAGCACAACCUCAAAGAUGACUGCAUCUGAUAAGGUCGCGAUGCCUCCACCGUCAUCUACCCAUGUCAGCAAGGCAAAGGGGAAGAAAGUGUCAAACACCAAGAUGGCGGACAGAGGUAGGAAGAGAAGUUCGUCGGUUUCCGCAGGGACGCCCCGUGGUAGGCGAUCCUCGACCUCCUCUCUACCGCCCUCGUCGUCAGAAAGCAAAACGAAACCCUCAGACUCUAAAUCGAAGAUUCCCACCGUCACUGUGAAACCUGCUGUACCAAACAGAUCUCCAAAGGCCGCUACGGAUUCCAAGACAGAGAACAAUCAAAUGCAGUCCACUACAGAUUUUAAUGAGACAUAUUCUGUAGCAGUUGCUCAAGUCGAUAGCAUUGCUGCUGAAUCAAAGUCAAGUGAAGGUGUGACAAAUGUGAACAGGCCUCAUGAGCCAUUGAUUAAUGUGGAAGGAACCGUUGAUGGUGUUUGCAGCAAGCAGGGGGAAGUUGAGGAGGAGAAUGAAGCAGAUAAGAGCAGUAGUAUCAGUGAGGACACCAUGGUAUUGGAGACCAAUGAAGCAAGGACAGCAUCCAACCAGCAGGGGGAUGGAGAGGAGCAGAGGAAGCAGGUGGAGGGCACCACCACCAGUGGGGGGAAUACCCCGGAGGAAGUUAGAGCAAUGAGGGCUGACCUGAGGAUAGAUCUGGAUGACAUCACAGUGGAUGGGACCGAAGUGGACCCUGGUGUGGGACUGAGGCAAAGUGUAGAUGCCAUGAAGCACGCAUUUGAUCAGUGCAUCAAUUACGUUGCAAUGAUCGAGAGGAGAGGCAACCACCGUCAAGACCUGAACUACUUCAGUUCCACCUUCGCCACCAUGGACAAGUCCUACGACAGCAGAGUGCUUCCGGUCGUCCAUCGCAGCAACAAUGCCUCCCCGGAGAACACCCUCUCCGACACCAGUGAGGGCUGUCUCAACAACAAUAACUCUGGAGUGUUCUCGGACGCAUCCCGAAGCCUGCCCUCGUUGUCAGACCUCCUGGGGGGGAGUGGUCAGUCGUCGGGCGGUUCGAGGGAGCGACUGGACAAGAGGUCAGGAUCGCUGGACGCGUCCUCUCCCCAGGCUCUGGCCAUGCUGCAGCACUACUCCGACAUGCUGGUCAACCUGGUACGGGACAAGAUGGAUGGCAGCGAGGACGGGCUGCUGAGCGGCCGCAGUCGGAUGUCAUCUCUUGAUCUAGAGGGAGAGGACUAGACUUAAAGACAUGAUAAUGGAUGGCACUCAAUGAUGCCAUGUAAAACUGAUUCAUAGUGCAAGAUUCUUUGACCAUGAAGAGGAAGGCUCCAUGUUAUAUUACAUCUAUAUUUCAUAUUUUCCCCCUUUAAUACAUGUAAAUGCUGUCUGCUCAAUAUCAUCAUUCAAUUAAAAACAUUUCAUUUUGUAAAUGAUCUGCAGAGGAUCAAAACAAAGUGAAUUGUACAAUAUUAAUGGUUUUUGUCACCUCGUUUCAGAUUCUUGAAUUUUAUUCCAAACAACGAAUUAUCAGAUUAAAAAAAAUAAUAAUAAUAAUAUUUAAGAUUUAUAUAGCGCUGGUAUACAAGUACAGUUUCUGAGCACUUUACAAAACAAGUGAAAUGAAAAGUACGGUUAAACUAAAUAUGUAAUAAGGAGGUUUGGGGGGGGGGAUUAUUAAACAGGAUGGGAUUUAAAAGAAAACUUAGGAAUCAGAUUUACUUGGCCUUAUCAUCUCAAUUUUUCCUCUUUCUGGUAGCUCUUUCAUGCCAUUCAAGCUAGUAGCAUUUGUUCAAAUAGAUUCCGCAAGUCUACCAGGUACCGUACACUACAAUUAUCUCAUAAAUGAUAGACAACAAAAGACGAGACUUGCAUGCAAUAUGAUAGAAUGGCAUUAUACCAUCACAAUGUAAAAAUGUAUAACCUUGUAUUUGAAUGCAGAAAUAAAAUCAAACAAACAAACAAACAAUCCAUAUUUUAUUCAAAUAGGUGGAGACUUGGGAAGAUAUAGAUGACAACUACAUUUAUGAUUUUCACUCCAAUUAGUAAAUUUAUUUGAAUGAUAGCUGGGAUUGGUGUUUAGAAUGUACAGGUACUUAACUUCUGGUAGGGAUGUAUGCAUCUAUAUAUUUGCGAUUGAUGCAAGGUUUUUGGGGGGCUAUUUCAGAGGAAUGUAAUUUGAACCCUUUAUUCUAAACAUUUGGGGGUUUAGAUUCAAUUUCAAUUUUACAUGGGUGGGUGAACGGAAAUGAGGAAUUUUUCUUAUAGGGCUUGUAUAUCUAUCUAAUCACUAUGAUAGUAGAAUAAUAGUAAUACCAUGUGAACAUUUUUUUUUCCUGAAGAAUUUUUUUGUUCUACUUUUAAAAAGAAGUUUGAUUAGGAAGGGGUCGGAUUAAGAACAGAUCAAAACCCCUUUGAACUUCAUCCAAAUAAAUCAAACUGACUGCACUGCCUUCAUCAUCUAGAGCUAUGAGAAAGUGAAAAAAAAAUAAGUAGUAAACUUGUCAGUAACCAUCAUUGGUAUGUUUGAUCAUUCAUGUGCGUGUGUACAAAGUACAGAAAUAGUUUCUUUGAAAGACUUUCUUUGCAAUUUUUUGCACAGCCACCUCAUUUCGCCUCUGGAAAUAGCUUGUGUAUAUAUAUUUGGUUGCAUAGCAUCUCACUACAUUCCAUAUUCAAGAUGCACUCUUUGUCUGUAUAUAUAGAACGUGUAUAGAAUAUUCACAGAACGCUAUUUUUGCUGUACUACACUCUUACCACUGCUUUGUGCCCUCGUCGUGUAUAUAGAAUAACUUUAUUUUGAGAAGAGAGAAGCAUACAGUAUUAAAUCUCAUCUUUAUUUUCAUUUCUACACCAAGCAGACAUGUAUGUUUCAGAAAAGGUACACGCUUUGUUAUUUUUUCGAUUGAAGAAUCUCAAUCGACUAACCUGAUUUUUGUCAUUGACAUGUACGAAGUGAAGUAAUCACGGUUGUAAAUAUCAUUAGAAAAUGCCAGGCAUUCUUUACGAGAAGUGUACAUGUGGUAUAUAUUUUUUUUCUAUUACUGCGCGAGUGCAUUGGUAUGCGAGACUGUGCAAAAUAUUUCGUUUCGUAGCGCGAUGUUUAAAUGAAUGAUAGUACUUUGUAAUGAGUGGUCAUUUUGCAAUGAAUACUUUGGCAAAUUUCUGCCAUCUAGUGCAUUUUUGUAAACAAAUACUGUUGUGCUUUGUUCAGCUUUAAAACAGAUAUAAAAUCAGAGUUGUGUGCAGUAAUGACGCCUGUGUGUGUGUGUUCUCUUUUCUGCAUUGAUUAAGAUACAGAAACAGGAAUAUGCUUAUGCUGAUAGAUUUUGCUGCGGCGAUUUUGUUUUACGCGACGUUUGGCCCAUGUCUGAAUGGGCCUCUAGUCUAUUUCUGGUGCUUCCUUUUUUUCAAGUUGUGAGCUUUUAUAAGAUCUUGUGCAUUGAGUAUCGAGUCAAAUUUCUGUAAAUGUGAAGUGCUCCCUUUUUUCCUUCUCCAAAAGCCAAAAGUACAAGAAUUAAAUAAUAUGAUAAAUCUAUGCACUCGAUCAGCAGCUUGCGUAGUAAGCACAGUCUUGUUUUAUGAGUCGUAGCUGUCAAACAAAUUAAUGUCAUGAUUUGCAACACUACUAUUAAAACAGGAUCUACAAUGUACAACACAUACAUGUAGAUAUGCACAUUAAACCUUGUAUUUCUUUGUUUUUAUUACAAGGAUGUUCUUGUGUAUCUUUGUUGCCAAAUUCAUGUAUGUAUUACAAAAAAUUUCAUUAACAAGGUAAUUUUCUUGAAAACACCAUUGGCUAGUUGGAUAAUAAUUCAUUCUUAUUCAAGAAUUGACCUUCGGUAUGGCUUCACACAAUGGCUUUAUAAAGUACUGCUCUCUGCAUACAUAUAUGUGAGCUAAUGUUCAUCAAAAUACUGGAUGUAUAAGUUACAACCAUUGUGUCUGGGUGAAUUCAUUUUUAAUUAGAAUUAAAUAUGAAAUUA